AGAGACGAGAAGAGAGGAGGGGAGGCCUCCUCCGCCGCCGCCAUCUUGGACCGGGCCCGGUCAGCUUCCGCGGAGCCAUCGGCAGACGCCGCGGCCUCCCUUGAGCCCCGACCCCCGUCGUCAGAACAACCCCGGGCCCAUUCCCCCUACCCCACUUCCGCUCCGUGCCGCUAUCGCGAUAGCGCCCGGGCCCGGGGCGCGAGAAAAAGGCGGCGGGCGCUCGCCUCCCCCGCCUGUCGCGAUACGCUCCUCAGCGGCGGCGCCAGCUCCUGUGCGUCCGUUUCCAAGAGAGUAUGAAGAGAGUGCAUCUGUAAGGCAGGGAAGAUGGCGGACAAGCGCAAACUCCAAGGUGAGAUUGAUCGCUGCCUCAAGAAGGUGUCCGAGGGUGUGGAGCAGUUCGAAGAUAUUUGGCAGAAGCUCCACAAUGCAGCCAACGCGAACCAGAAAGAAAAGUAUGAGGCUGACCUAAAGAAGGAGAUUAAGAAGCUACAACGGCUGAGGGACCAGAUCAAGACAUGGGUAGCAUCCAAUGAGAUCAAGGACAAGAGGCAGCUCAUAGACAACCGCAAACUCAUUGAGACGCAAAUGGAACGGUUCAAAGUUGUGGAAAGAGAGACCAAAACCAAAGCUUAUAGCAAGGAGGGCCUGGGUCUGGCCCAGAAGGUGGACCCUGCCCAGAAGGAGAAGGAAGAGGUUGGCCAGUGGCUCACGAACACCAUUGACACCCUAAACAUGCAGGUGGACCAGUUUGAGAGUGAAGUGGAGUCACUUUCAGUGCAGACACGCAAGAAGAAAGGCGACAAGGAUAAGCAGGACCGGAUUGAGGGCUUGAAGCGGCACAUUGAGAAGCACCGCUACCACGUCCGCAUGCUGGAGACCAUCUUGCGCAUGCUGGACAAUGACUCCAUCCUUGUCGACGCCAUCCGCAAGAUCAAGGAUGAUGUGGAAUACUACGUCGACUCAUCCCAGGACCCUGACUUCGAAGAGAACGAGUUCCUCUACGACGACCUGGACCUCGAGGACAUUCCACAGGCGCUGGUCGCCACCUCCCCCCCUAGCCACAGCCACAUGGAGGAUGAGAUCUUCAACCAGUCCAGCAGCACACCCACCUCAACCACCUCUAGCUCUCCCAUCCCACCCAGCCCAGCUAACUGCACUACGGAGAACUCUGAAGAUGAUAAGAAGAGGGGACGUUCAACAGAUAGUGAAGUCAGCCAGUCUCCAGCCAAAAAUGGCUCCAAGCCUGUCCACAGCAACCAGCACCCCCAAUCCCCAGCUGUGCCGCCCACCUACCCCUCCGGCCCCCCACCUGCUGCCUCUGCCUUGAGUACCACCCCUGGCAACAAUGGGGCCUCCACCUCAGCAGCACCCCCAAGUGCCCUGGGCCCCAAGGCCAGUCCAGCUCCCAGCCACAAUUCGGGCACCCCUGCCCCAUAUGCUCAGGCUGUGGCUCCACCCACCGCCAGCGGACCCAGCACUGCCCAGCCCCGGCCCCCCAGUGCACAGCCAAGCGGGGCAGGUGGUGGAGGUGGCGGAGGAAGUGGCAGCAAUAGUAAUAGCGGCACAGGUGGAGGGGCUGGCAAGCAGAAUGGCGCCACCAGUUACAGCUCAGUAGUGGCAGACAGCCCUGCAGAGGUGGCCCUGAGCAGCAGUGGAGGCAACAACACUAGCAGCCAGGCCCUGGGGGCCACCUCAGGUUCCCACAACCCACCUCCUAGCACCUCAAAGGAACCCAGUGUGGCAGCCUCAACAGGGGCUGGGGGUGUGGCCCCAGGCUCAGGGAACAACUCAGGGGGACCCAGCCUCCUGGUGCCGCUGCCUGUGAAUCCCCCCAGCUCUCCAACACCUAACUUCAGUGAGGCCAAGGCAGCUGGUGCCCUGCUCAAUGGGCCUCCACAGUUCAGCACUGCCCCAGAGAUCAAGGCCCCUGAACCUCUGAGCUCCCUGAAGUCCAUGGCAGAGAGAGCAGCCAUCAGUUCUGGCAUUGAGGACCCUGUGCCAACGUUACACCUGACAGAACGAGACAUCAUCCUGAGCAGCACAUCAGCACCUCCUGCCUCAGCCCAGCCACCCUUGCAGCUGUCAGAAGUGAACAUACCACUGUCACUGGGUGUAUGUCCGCUGGGCCCAGUGCCCCUUACCAAGGAGCAGCUCUACCAGCAGGCCAUGGAAGAGGCCGCCUGGCACCACAUGCCCCACCCCUCUGACUCCGAGCGCAUCCGGCAGUACCUCCCCCGGAACCCCUGCCCAACGCCCCCCUACCACCACCAGAUGCCACCCCCGCACUCGGACACCGUGGAGUUCUACCAGCGCCUGUCAACUGAGACACUCUUCUUCAUCUUCUACUAUCUGGAGGGAACUAAGGCACAGUACCUGGCAGCCAAGGCCCUAAAGAAGCAGUCAUGGCGAUUUCACACCAAGUACAUGAUGUGGUUCCAGAGGCAUGAGGAGCCCAAGACCAUCACCGAUGAAUUUGAGCAGGGCACCUACAUCUACUUUGACUACGAGAAGUGGGGCCAGCGGAAGAAGGAAGGCUUCACCUUUGAGUACCGCUACCUGGAGGACCGGGACCUCCAGUGACACCGGCCCCCCUCUACCCGACCCCUCCCCCGCAUGCUGAUCCCCCUGCCCAGGUGAGGGCCCUGCCCUGGAAGACUGGGGGUGGCCCCAGGCCAUGAGGCACCCCUUCCCCCAGGAAGCAGGGAGGUGGCUGGGAGGUUUUCUCUUCCUCUCAGCCCCACCCUGGGGGCCCGGGGGCGAGGGCUGCCCCCUCCUCCUCUCCCCAGUGAGGGACAUUUUUUGGUAAACCUAUUUUCAUUUUGGAAAAUAUUUAUGAAUAAAUAGUUUUAUAUGACGGCUGGCAGCAGCAGCCUCUCCUGUA
Castor canadensis (American beaver) is the source of this 2881-nucleotide messenger RNA. RefSeq names its product CCR4-NOT transcription complex subunit 3 (gene Cnot3). The record is from RefSeq and is a predicted model, not a curated record. Lineage: Eukaryota; Metazoa; Chordata; Mammalia; Rodentia; Castoridae. Gene Ontology annotation, cellular component: nucleus; CCR4-NOT core complex. Gene Ontology annotation, biological process: regulation of DNA-templated transcription.